AUGGAUAAACUUCCACCUGAGUUCAAACGGUUGUUCCGCUUGUUCUAUAUCCUCAAUACCCGGCUCACGUUCCUACUGACUCAUAGUUCAUCAACUAUCCCUUCCUACGACGUAAUAGCCAAAUUCUAUCUGCCCCAAGAUGAUCUACACCCAGUGGAUUUGGCCAUCAUAAAAGCAUUGCUACCUGAAGGUGACGUGUUCUACGACUAUGUUGACGAGAAUCAACUCCAUCUCCUGUUUGUGGAGAAGGUAGACUUCAAUUGGAAGACUGGCUACCAUCAACAUAAAGAAUCUGAGUCCAUAGACGACUUGAAAAAUGGUGGUGGCAAUAACAGUGAUCAAAUCUUGAUCUUUGACUUUAGAGAUGCCAGAAUCAAUAGCAUUGCAAGCACAAUGUUCAAGCGACGUAAGCCUAACAACGUUGGAAGAGGAGAUGACUUAUUCUUCUUACUGCUGAAGGAAUUAAAGCUUCAGAACCUUACAACAAAACAAAUCCAAGGGAUCAUUGCCUCUAGAAACGACAAGUUUCUAAAAUGUAUAAAUACCUGGCUAGAUCAGUACUCUGAUGACGAAGUCGCUAACAAUAUCCCUAUGGACAAACUAAAGACUUUAGCUGUACUUCCUGUGCCCCAAGUCUUUGUUGAUCCAAUAGAAAACUUGGUCACAUCAACGUCAUCAUCAUCAUCAUCAUCAUCAUCAACAGAUGCCAAGCAGUACCCUACAAUUGAUAUGAUGCUCAAAGCAUUGCAUCAAAAACCAUUUUACAAAGACCAAAUAGUAACUACUAAGGUACUAAAUCCACCUAGAGCUGCUAAAACAAACACUAUCAAUUUGGAAUUCAUUCAUCCCGAUCUCCAAUUGGGUCUUGACUCACUAAAGAAAAUAGAUCUUGAAAAGGAUCUAUAUACUCAUCAGGCUCAAGCUAUUGAUGCUUUAAUUAGUGAAAACUUGAAACAUGUGAUUGUCACCACUUCUACCAGCUCAGGUAAAUCACUUAUCUAUCAAAUCCCAGUGCUUAAUGAUAUCUUAUGGGAUAUUGACUCCGGAUUGAAAGGUAGACAUUCCACUGCACUAUUUAUCUUCCCCACCAAGGCAUUGGCUCAAGAUCAAAAACGUCAUCUCCAAGAUUUGAUAGAUAAAUUACCAUUGAAUAACAAACGAAAGAUUAUCAUCGAUACUUAUGACGGUGACACACCAAGUUCUUUAAGAAGAGGCAUACGUUCUCAUGCGGAUAUUCUCUUUACAAACCCUGACUCAAUUCAUGCAUCUAUCUUGGCCCACCAUGAUACUUUGGAUGACCAUUCAAGCUGGGAACAUUUCCUCAAAAGCCUAAAGUAUGUGAUUAUGGACGAAUUACAUGUCUACAAGGGAACAUUUGGAGUCCAUGUUGGUUUAGUCAUGUCCCGGUUAAGAAGGAUCUGUGAUUCACUUGGUAAUGUUGAUAUCCAAUGCAUUUCAUGUUCAGCAACCAUCAAUGAUUCAGUUGAACAUUUCAAAACUGUCUGUGGGAUCCCUCCAACUGAAGCAGUGGUUCAUAUCUUUGAAGAUGGUAGUCCAUGUUCUGAAAGACGUCUUGUGAUUUGGAGACCGCCUCCGUUAAUGAAUAAGUUGGGGAAAACUGCUGCUACAGAACAAUCAGCUACUACUUCCACUAAUAAUUAUACUGCUAGUCCCUUUAUUCCUAGAGAAAGUGCUACUACAGAACUGGCUAAAAUCUUGUUACAAUUGUUAACCAAUGUUCCUAACAUAAAGGUGAUUGUCUUUUGUACAAUCCGGAAGAUUUGUGAACUUUUAAUGAAGGAAGUCAAGUCCCUCUUAAAGGAACAAAACAAGUUUGGUCCAAUAAAGGUGGAUAAUAAUGAUAUUAUGGCUUAUCGUGGAGGUUAUAGUAAAUCUGAUCGUAGAAUCAUUGAAAGGAAAAUGUUUAAUGGUGAUUUAAAAGCAAUCAUUGCUACUAAUGCUUUAGAAUUAGGUAUAGAUUUGGCUGAUUUAGAUGUGGUUAUUACUUCUCAAUUCCCAUUUCUGAAACUGAAUUUACAUCAACAAUUUGGUAGAGCAGGAAGAGCUAAAGAUUCUAAAGGAAGUUUGGCCAUAUUUGUUGGAGGUUCAAAUGCCACUGAUCAACAUUACAUGACAAAUCCAGAUGAGUUGGUUGAUCGUUCAACUUAUGAAGAUUUGUGUGUCACAUCUCUUAUCAAUGGUGGCUCUACUGAUUCUAUUAUGGAAGCUCAUUUACAAUGUGCAGCCUAUGAGAUACCUUUAAACAUAAUGGAAGAUAUGAAAUAUUUUGUGAGAGAGACAAGUGAUCAUGAUGAUCUGAUUAAAGAGAAUAACUAUUCACAAAUAGUGUUGAAGAAUUUAAUUAAAGAUAACAAAGGCUAUUAUAGAACGCUGCCAAAAUAUUUACCUGAUCCUCAUACAAAGGUGACUAUCAGAGCAGUGGAAGAAGAUACUUAUGCAGUGGUUGAUCUUACCAACAAUAGGAACAUUGUCAUUGAAGAAAUUGAAGCCUCAAGAACCAGCUUCUCAAUUUAUAAGGGAGCCAUUUUCCUUCAUCAAGGGUUACCCUAUUUGGUUGAAGAGUUUAAUGCUGAAGGGAAAUAUGCAAAAGUGAAAAGAGUUGAUGUUGAUUGGAUCACUCAACAAAGAGACUUUACUGAUGUUGAUCCACAAGAAACUCAGCUUAUUAAGCCAUUACAUCCCAUAGAUCUUCCACUUCCAAGUGAUAUUCCUGCUUAUUUUGGUCUUGUUCGGUCUAGAACAAUAGUGUUUGGGUAUUUCAAAGUCAAUAGAAGAGGUGAAAUCCUUGAAGCCGAAGAAGUUAAUAAUCCUCCAUUCAUAGUUGAUUCCAAGGGAUUCUGGUUAGAUAUUCCUUCCUCUGCUCUCGAUGCUAUCACCAAAAAGAGUUUAUCACCUGCUGGAGGUAUUCAUGCGGCUCAACAUGCCCUUAUGAACAUGCUUCCAAUAUUUGUUAGUGGUGGAGCAACCACUAAUCCCAAUGCAAAGUUUUCUGGGGCAACUUCAAGUGUUGGAGAAGCAGAAUUGAUAACUGAAUGUAAAGCUCCUGAGAAAGAAUUUGCAAAGAGACAAACAACAAGAAUAAGGCCAGCAAGAUUGAUCUUUUACGAUGCAAAAGGAGGUAUUGAUGGGUCAGGAAUAUCAGCAAACGUGUUUAAACAAAUUGACCAUAUUCUUUAUGCCACUUACAACCGAGUGGUUGACUGUGAAUGUGUUUGGGGGUGUCCUUUAUGUGUUUGUGCAAGCUUCUGUAAGGAAAGUAAUGCGGUGAUGUCCAAACCAGCAGCUAUCAUCAUUUUGGCAGCUUUCCUAGGGUUAGAUAUACUUCUGGUUGCUGAGGGUUUACCUGAUGGGCCAGAAGAAAAUAUGCCUUCAAUUGAAGUUGAAACAGUAGCACCAGUUGCUGCACCAAUCAAGUUUGCAACGGAUGUACAAAUUGUUCAAACCAGAAGGAUCCCGAAUGAAGUUCAGAUCAAACAAGAAGAUGAAAAGGAAGAUGACAAUGAAGUCAAGCAAGAAGAGGAAGAUGUUGAGUUGGAUACUUCAAUAAUAAAAAAGGAAACAAUAUGA
Lizanozyma spartinae is the source of this 3588-nucleotide messenger RNA. Its product is annotated as ATP-dependent 3'-5' DNA helicase. The record is from RefSeq and is a predicted model, not a curated record. NCBI's taxonomy places the organism in Eukaryota, Fungi, Ascomycota, Pichiomycetes, Serinales, Debaryomycetaceae. Gene Ontology annotation, molecular function: ATP binding; nucleic acid binding. The transcript has a single exon. The coding region runs from base 1 to 3588 and encodes 1195 amino acids.